AUUGCUCCUCGCGUUCCGAGAAAAUAGAAAAGCCCCUAAACACUACAACAAGACGAAAAGCGACGGAGGAGGAGGAGAACGCGAUUAAUUCCUCGAAACGCGAUUUUCGGUGCGACCGAAAUUACGAUACCUUAAAUUAGGGGCGGCGAUGUCGACGGCGGUGGCGGUGGCCGCCGUGGCGUCUCCGGCGGCGGCGGCGGCGCUCCCGGAGGUGUUCGCGCGGGACGCGAUGAUCGCGUGGUUCCGCGGCGAGUUCGCGGCGGCGAACGCCAUCAUCGACGAGCUCUGCGCCCACCUCCUCCAGAUCUCCUCCGCCGCGCUCGGCAGAGGCGGAGGCGGAGGCGGAGGAUCGGAGUACGAGGCGGCGUUCGCGGCGAUCCACCGCCGGCGCAUGAACUGGAUCCCCGUCCUCCACAUGCAGAAGUUCGUCUCCAUCGCCGAGGUCUCCGCCGAGCUCCGCCGCGUCGCCGCCUCCUUUUACGCGGCCGCGGAGAUCGAGAAGGAGGCGGCCGCCGCGGCGCCGGUAACGGAGGCGGAGGAGGCUAACGGAGCUUCUCCGGUGGAAGAGGAGAUCACCGCCAACGGAGCCGUUGAAGCCGUUGACGGCUCCGCUAAGUCCACGGACGGAGGGUCGCCUGAGGAGCGAGAUUCGUCGGGCGAUUCGACGGCGCGGAGAGCGACGGAGGUGGAAGAAGAAGGCGGACCUGAUCAUGGAUCCCGUGGAGAAGAGAGCGUGCUGGAAAACGUUCAAAUAUGCUCCGACCAUGAAGAUUGCAUGGCACGUCCCGAAAGGAUCAAGAUCCUGAAAGGUUUUGUAGCCAAGGAGCUGAUGAAAGGGCAUAUGGUCAAUGUCGUAAAGGGCCUCAAGGUCUACGAGGAUAUCUUCAUGGAUUCAGAGCUUCUGAGGCUCUCCGAGUUCAUAAACGAGCUGCGGCAGGCAGGGCGGAACGGAGAACUUUCAGGUGAAACCUUCAUUUUCUUCAACAAGCAGAUGAAAGGAAACAAGAGAGAGAUUAUUCAGCUUGGGGUUCCGCUGUUCCAGCCGACCAACGAGGACGCAACAUGUAGCAUAGACCCAAUUCCCCAGGUUCUGCAGGGAGUGAUCGAUCACCUCGUCCAAUGGCGCCUGAUACCGGAAAGCAGAAAGCCAAACAGCUGCAUCAUCAACUUCUUUGACGAGGAUGAAUACUCGCAGCCAUAUUACAAACCCCCGCAUCUGGACAAUCCCAUUUCCACCCUUCUCCUUUCUGAGACUACUAUGGCUUUCGGACGGUCUCUCGUUAGCGAUCACAACGGAAAUUAUAAGGGUCCUCUCACACUAACACUCAAGCAAGGAUCGCUGUUAGUGAUGCGUGGGCAUAGCGCGGACAUGGCGAGGCAUGUGGUGUGCCCGUCCUCCAAUCAUAGGGUGAGCAUUACAUUCGUGAGAGUCAAGCCUGCUGCUCCUUCCAACGCAGCUGAUCCGUCGUCCGCAAUUCCAUCUCCAACAAAAGCCAUCUCGCUGUGGCAGCCCGGCACGCCACCUCCACUCUCCCCACAGAAGACAGUAAGUGGUGGCGGUGCCUUCGGCUAUGGCGCUUCCCAUGCAAUGAUCCCGGCUGCAGCGUGGGGUAUGGCACUCCGGGCGCCUGUCGUCAUGUUGGCGCCUAUGCGCCCUGUGAUGAUGAGCCCUGGUAAACGGAUGGCGCGUGGAGGCACCGGAGUCUUCUUGCCGUGGACGGUGGGGCCCAAGAAGUACACCAAACACCUUCCCCCGCGUAUCCAGAAGCGGAGAUUCCCGUCCUUGCCAGCACCGUUGGAAGCAAAGGGGUAAGAAGUUUAGAUGGUUUGCCUCUCUUUUGGUAAAAAAAAAAAAAAAAAAAAAAAAAAAAAAAAAAAAAAAAAAAAAAAAAAAAAAAAAAAAAAAAAACCAAAAAAAGUGUUCACGGCUGUGUGUUUUGCUUUGAGUCGUUCCAGCAAAGAAAGAGUGAUGUUUAGGUCGUCUUCUUGCGAAUGUUACAAAAUCUAUAGAGCGUGUUCCGCGUACAAAAUCAAGUAGAGGUGAGGCGUACGCUGGUGUAGUGGUGCUUUGGUCCCCCCCUUUUUUGUUUGUAGCUCGGUUCUGUUCAUGUCCUUCAAUGGUGUUUUUUUUAUUAUCUAUGAAGAGGCUUUGUUGUUGCAGCUCUUUUCUUUUUAAUUCCCUUGUGUAGUUUUAUUUUAGGUUGUAGGCGGAAAAAGCUGAGGUAACAAGUGAAGCUUGAGACAAACUUUUUGUAAUAUGAUUCUGAGGAGUUCUUGUAUCCCUGAUCAUGAGUGUAAAUUAACCUUUGUGUCA
Messenger RNA from Ananas comosus (pineapple), 2314 nucleotides. RefSeq lists its product as uncharacterized. The transcript has 7 exons. The record is from RefSeq and is a predicted model, not a curated record. Gene Ontology annotation, molecular function: mRNA binding; demethylase activity. Lineage: Eukaryota; Viridiplantae; Streptophyta; Magnoliopsida; Poales; Bromeliaceae. Gene Ontology annotation, biological process: mRNA catabolic process. The coding region runs from base 149 to 1813 and encodes 554 amino acids.